This is a messenger RNA of Callithrix jacchus (white-tufted-ear marmoset), 6439 nucleotides long. The record is from RefSeq and is a predicted model, not a curated record. Lineage: Eukaryota; Metazoa; Chordata; Mammalia; Primates; Cebidae.
CCCAGGCUGCUCCGCGCCGGCCGCGCUCCAAGCGAUUGGCUGCACCGCCUCACGUGACGCCAGGCUGGCGGCGGCGGCGGUUGCCCGGGUGACGGCUGCAGAGGUGGCGGUCCUACCGGGUGAGCGCAAGUGUCCGCGCCGGAGCAGCAGAGAUUUUGCUGAAUUAAAAACCAGAAGCAGUUCAAUAUGGGGGACAUUCUGGCUCAUGAAUCUGAAUUACUUGGACUAGUGAAAGAGUAUUUAGAUUUUGCUGAAUUUGAAGACACCUUGAAAACAUUUUCAAAAGAAUGCAAAGUAAAAGGAAAACCAUUAUGUAAAACAGUAGGCGGAUCUUUCAGAGACUCCAAAUCAUUGACAAUUCAGAAGGAUCUUGUCACUGCAUUUGACAACGGAGACCAGAAGGUAUUCUUCGAUCUGUGGGAGGAGCACAUUCCCAGUUUCAUCCGUGAUGGGGACUCCUUUGCCCAGAAGCUGGAAUUCUAUCUCCACAUCCAUUUUGCCAUCUAUCUUCUGAAGCACUCUGUGGGGAGACCGGACAAAGAGGAGCUGGAUGAAAAGAUUUCUUAUUUCAAAACCUACCUGGAGACCAAAGGGGCAGCCUUGAGCCAGACCACGGAGUUUCUUCCUUUCUAUGCUCUUCCUUUUGUUCCCAACCCUACGGUGCACCCCUCAUUUAAAGAACUCUUCCAGGAUUCCUGGACUCCAGAGUUAAAGGUGAAGUUGGAGAAGUUUCUAGCUUUAAUAUUUAAAGCCAGCAACACCCCAAAGCUCUUAACAAUAUAUAAGGAGAGUGGACUAAGUAACAAAGAAACGUUGCAUCAGCUCCACCAGCGGCUGGUUGAAGCUGAACGUAGGUCAAUGACAUACCUCAAACGGUACAAUAAGAUCCAGGCAGACUACCACAAUCUCAUUGGAGUCACAGCAGAGCUGGUGGAUUCUCUAGAGGCCACAGUCAGCGGCAAGAUGAUCACCCCUGAGUACCUCCAGAGCGUCUGUGUCCGCCUGUUCAGUAACCAGAUGCGACAGAGCCUGGCGCACAGUGUGGACUUCACGAGACCUGGGACGGCCUCCACCAUGUUGCGAGCCUCCUUGGCACCUGUGAAAUUGAAGGAUGUCCCAUUACUGCCCUCCCUGGAUUAUGAGAAACUGAAGAAGGAUUUGAUUUUGGGGAGUGACCGCUUGAAAGCCUUCUUGUUGCAGGCUCUGCGCUGGCGCUUGACCACAUCCCAUCCUGGAGAGCAGAGGGAGACCAUUCUGCAGGCCUAUAUCAGCAAUGACCUCUUGGACUGUCAUAGCCACACCCAGAGGAGUGUGCUCCAGUUGCUGCACUCCAAGAGCGACGUGGUACGACAGUACAUGGCCAGGCUCAUCAAUGCUUUUGCGUCACUGGCAGAAGGUCGCCUCUACCUUGCCCAGAACACAAAGGUGCUGCGGAUGCUGGAGGGAAGGCUGAAGGAGGAGGACAAGGACAUCAUCACCAGGGAGAACAUUCUUGGGGCCCUGCAGAAGUUCAGCCUCAGGCGCCCGCUGCAGACAGCAAUGAUUCAAGAUGGCCUUAUCUUCUGGCUGGUUGAUGUUCUGAAGGACCCAGACUGCCUGUCUGACUACAUGCUGGAGUACUCGGUGGCUUUGCUCAUGAACCUCUGUCUCCGCAGCGCAGGGAAGAACAUGUGUGCCAAGGUGGCAGGCCUCGUGCUCAAAGUCCUUUCGGAUCUUCUUGGCCAUGAAAACCAUGAGAUUCAGCCAUAUGUGAAUGGAGCUCUGUACAGCAUCCUUUCUGUUCCAGUCAUUCGUGAGGAAGCAAGAGCAAUGGGAAUGGAAGACAUCCUACGCUGCUUCAUCAAAGAAGGCAAUGCCGAAAUGAUCCGCCAGAUAGAAUUCAUCAUCAAGCAGCUUAAUUCUGAGGAGCUACCAGAUGAUGUUCUUGAAUCUGAUGAUGAUGAAGAUGAAGAUGAAGAAGAGGACCAUGACAUCAUGGAAGCUGAUCUGGACAAAGACGAACUGAUCCAGCCCCAGCUUGGAGAACUCUCAGGAGAGAAGCUUCUGACUACGGAGUACCUGGGGGCUGGAAGACCAUCACACACCUCUCCAGACAGCCCAACAUUCCAGGAACGGCUGCCCACGGGCCCUGCCAAACACUCACGAGGCUGUCUACAGGGAGGGCAAGCCCAGCACCCCCGAGUCCCAUGUUUCCUCUUCAUUGGCCAUCAAUGCCAGGCCGGGAGAGUGGCGGCCAAGAGGAUGUCAGGAAGAGCCUCGCCUGGCCCCCACGGGGAUCCCCAGCCAGCCAAGGGAGGUGCCCCAGGACCCAGGCAGGGGAGAGACCACCAGGGAAUGUACGUCAGCCUUCACCUGCAAAGCCCGCGCCCCCAGCGCUCCAGAGAUAUCGAACUGGAAGCCACCCAAGGCAAAGGUGUCAGUUCUGGCCCCUCCGUUCUCUUCGUGUGGCCCCCAGCAGACCAGCCACCCGGCUCCACAGCGUCCUCCACAAGAGGCCUGCUGAGUAAGUCAGCCUGGGCCCCGCUGGCAUGGGAGCCCGGCCGCCCGCCAACCCGGAGGGAAGGGCAUUUUGCUGCUGUGUUUGGCCCCGUGCUCCUGUGUGUGACAAGCCAGCCCAGAGGGGGAAAAGGGCUGCUUCCCUUCCCCACACUGCCAGGCCCCAGCAGGUGGCUUCCUUUCCUCCAGGGACCGUUUCUACAUGAAUCUUCCUUCCUACUAAAUUCCCUUGGCAGGGUGCAGUGGCUCACACCUGUAAUCCCAGCACUUUGGGAGGUCGAGGCAGGCGGAUCACCUGAGGUCAGGAGCUUGAGACCAGCCUGACCAACAUGGAGAAACCCCGUCUCUACUAAAAAUACAGAAAAUUAGCCAGGCGUGGUGGCACAUGUCUGUAAUCCCAGCUACUUGGGAGGCUGAGGUAGGAGAAUCACUUGAACCUGGGAGGUGGAGGUUGCAGUGAGUUGAGAUCAUGCCAUUGUACUCCAGCCUGGGCUACAAGAGUGAAACAGAAAAUAAAUAAACUAAUAAAUAAAAUAAAUUCCCUUUGGCCUCAGUGACUCAAAGCUGAGGAAUGAGACCUCCAGGCUGGUCACUGAGACAGAAGCACCCCCACCCCACUCUGUGGAGCUCGCAGAGUGGGCCCUGACCUGGCUCUGCUGCCCCAGGAUUGGCCUUGAAACUCCGACCUGCCCUGGUGGGAGGUGGUCCAGCCCCUGGCCCAGCCGCCAUGUCCCUGCCUGGCCCGGCCGCGGUCAGGCCACCCCUGGGUCAAACAGAAGCGGAUGUCUGCUCGAAGGCUGGACAGAAGGGCUGCCAGUAGGACCUGGAGAUGGGAUGAGCCCAAGGGUCCCCACUCUGUCCCUGGGGCCUCCUCUCACCCUUUGGCUCGCCGUAAGGACCACUUCUCUGUCUUUCUCUGUCCCCUUCCAGCCUCUGCCAGUUGAUAUCCCCUCCACCUCCACGUCCAGCUGAGCUGGGGCUUUCUAGAGGGCUUUACCAAAACUCUGGGAAAACAAAAGGACAGAACGAAAGAAGGUCAGGCAAGAGGAAAGCAUCCUGCUCAGGAUAUGUGCAUCUGUGGCCGCCCCCAGCCUGCCCUCCCCCACUACCUUCCUGGCCGGGCCCUGGGUGCUCUGGCUACCUGGGGAUCCGCUGGGUUGGAAGUGGGGGUAAUGGCCAUGGCUGGGGAGCCAGGUUGGGCUCCCUUCCACUUCCUACUGGGAAACACACCCCAAACCCCAGCCCAGCCAGCUGCAGCCCAGGGCAGGCGCAGAGGAAGUGCAGCAAAUCCAGGGAAGGAAGGUGCCCCAGGGGCAGGGAUCCCCAGUUCAUAGCGACUGGCUCCACAUCUAGCAGCAGAGCAUGGUUGCGGGAUGGGCGGUUCAGCCAGCCAUGGGCGUUGUGUGUCCUGUGGGUUCAACAAACACAUGGGCUGCAAAGCUGCCUGAGCCACUCGCACUGCGCAGCCUGCUUCCUGCGAGGAAGGAGUCGGCCAGCCAGCUGAGCCCCAGCCACAGAGCAGGCCACCUGGGAAGGGAAGUGCUCGCUUCUGAGCCAGCUGAAAGAGGGACUGAGUGGGACAGAGGGGCUUCUGUGUGGGGACUGUAUGGUGCUGGCAUCUCGCUCUGGCUUUUUUCUCCAGGCAGCCAGUCUCACAGGAAGUGAGGAUGUCCCUGAGUGUCCCCAUCAUGUUGCUGGAGGACCAGCUCUCAUCUGGCAACAGCUGUGGGUGAUGAAUGUGAAGGGACACUUGUCCACAAGACUCUGGGAGCCAAGGGGAGACUGGCUGUCCAGGCAGCACCAGAGCAAAGCCAUCGCAGCCCCGCCGGGCAGGUCCCUUUCAACCGGGGCCGAGCCACGAAGGAGAGCUGAGCAGAACCUGGCACUGACCUCCUGGAGAGGGGAGUUUCCUGUUCACCUUUCACACACACAGGAGAGGGGGUGGCUUUUGCCCUCAGGAGACCUUCUGGCCCCAGAAACAGCAGGUGCUGGAUUUGCAGCCGGGGCUCUCCAGGCCCCAGCGGGCGACAGUAUGGGGCCAGCCUGGAGCGGGGCCUUUCCAAGGCUGCUGACGCCAGCUCUCCUCACUCAGACCGACUACCAGGACCCAGAAGGAACUUAGGGUGAGGCUCAUUCUCAAGCCUCUACCUCAGCAGCAAAGUUGGUGUUUUCUUCCUCUGUUAAAAUCUGAGAAAGAGGCUGGGCGCGGUGGUUUACACCUGUAAUCCCAGCACUUUGGGAGGCCAAGGUGGGUGGAUCACCUGAGGUCAGGAGUUUGAGACCAGCCUGAUCUGCCCGCCCUUUGAUGGGGAGGACUCUGUGGUCCCAGUGGUCGUAAAUAAAGAAGAAGCCCCCCCAGCUCCUCCGGUGGGGAGGCAGAGGAGGUAAACAGGAGGCCAGUUACCCAUGAGAUUACCAGAAGCUCAUCCAGAGCCGGGCCCCGGUCAGUCUCGUGAGUUCUUGGCAGUGGCUCCAGGCCGGACACAUUACAUGCUGUUGUGUGACUGGCCUGGUGGCCACCUCUUGGUUCUCUGGAAAUGUGUGAGCCCACUCUGUGCUCAGGGAGGAAGGCUGCCAUCCCGACCUGUCAACCGCAGGCCCUCUCCGAACUCCUCACUUGACCUGGAGGCGUAGAGAGCAAAUACAAAGCUCGCCUCUGGUGUCAUUGGUGUAGACAUAGAAAAAGUAGAGGGUCCCUAAAAUGCGACUCCUCCAUCGGGAGACUUAGAAAGGUAUAGAGCGGUUGCAGAUGAACAGCAAAGGAGUGGAAUGGAAAAAUCUCUCUCUUGUUCACCCCAAGAAGUCCACUCCCCUAUGGAUUCCUCAGAUGCCGCGGCUGGCAUGGCCUUUCCCAGCCUUGGUGUGGGAGUGGCAGAAAUCAGGGGGGUGGGAGAAUCAUCCGGGUCAGGCCAGUGUCUCCUUCACAUGAAGUCAGCCACUACCUCUCCCUCAAGCCUACCAAAGAGCUGAAGUCUGAUCUGUAGAUGUCUGAUAGUUUGGGGAGAAGGAAAGUUAGUCUUUUAGAGAAGAGGAGAGUAUCCAACUUAGGGUCAAAAUAUAUUGAGAUUACCACGUGAGAUGUGGGUGUUUCUUCUGAGAAAGAGCUCUCUAUCAGCCACGCCUCUGCACCUCGCCCUGAGAGAGUCCACUCCUGGCUCAAGCUUCUAAAUUCCAAGACUGACAGCUAGAAAUAUACUUUGUAAAAUACCAACAACUUACAAAUAUUCCAACUAUCUACCUGCUCCAAUGAGCUUGCUGAGGUUGGGGAUGACAAUUGAAGGGGAAAAAAAUUAAUACUCAGAUAAGCCCAAACUUGUUUAAAGGUCAUCUGAAGAUCCAAGCAGAUGGCUCCUAAGAUUUGCCCAUACAAACUACCCAGGGAAGCCAUGAGAGGGAUCUUUAGACUUCUGGAAAAUGGGGAGGUCCCAGGUAGAUUGCAGCUCCUCCGCCCCUGGAGGCUGAGCUGCCCUCUGCUGACCUCACAUCCUCUGGUUUCUUCUGAGUGGGACUUUUCUCAUUUCUGCUUCACAGCAAGGUGGAAUUGUCUGGCAAGAGCUUAAAUUAGGGCCCUUGGCAUGUACCGUAAUAGUCAGGUGGCGGUUUGAGAUCCAGUUAGAUGCCAAAGAUUGGGCAAUAGGUGAGGAAAGAUUUGGCCCAAAUCAAAAGAGCUAAAAAACCAAAAACAAAACAGAUGGUUGAUGCAAAAAAUAAGGUUCAUGCAAAAAAAAAAAAAAAAAAAAAAAAAUCUGUGAGAAAGUAUCAAACUUUUUAAUAAAAACAAGUCUGGCCCAGUACUUGGAUGACCACACCUGGCUUGUCUAACCCCAAUUCCAGUCCCAGUUUUAAUAAAACUGUUUACAAAAUAGGCACCCGGAACGUGGACCAUAGAUACCAAUUUGAUUUUUUAAAAUAUUGCAUUAAAAUAUUACAUAAUUUGUUUUCA